This is a messenger RNA of Rhodofomes roseus, 576 nucleotides long. RefSeq lists its product as uncharacterized. The record is from RefSeq and is a predicted model, not a curated record. The transcript has 2 exons. The coding region runs from base 1 to 576 and encodes 191 amino acids. Lineage: Eukaryota; Fungi; Basidiomycota; Agaricomycetes; Polyporales; Fomitopsidaceae.
AUGGCUCGACACCUAGUUCUCGUUUGCCCAAUCGAUCCCGCGCGCCGCAAGCAACGCUACUCGUCCUCGCUAUCGAAGAGGCGAGGCCUCUUGCGCUCCGUCCUCACCGAGGGACUGCGUGAGAUCACCAAGAACCACACGGCACGCAUGCGCUACAACGAGCACGACUUCUGGGCGAACAUCGUGUGCCGGCUCGGCUACAAGCUCGUCGGCUGGCCGGACUCGAUCCUGUUCACGAACCUCAGUAACGUCAAGGGCGGGCGGCGCCCGAUCGAGGAGUUGCUCCAGCUCUGGAACAACGGCACGCUCACCUUCGUUCCCAUUGACUCGCCCGCCGAACUCGCCGCCCUGAAGCCGCAGACCGUUCGAAAGCGGGCUGCACGGCGCGACCUGAAGAGUCACCGGAAGGUGUUGACGGCUUCCGGAAAGCCUCGGUGUUGCCACCACCGGGGCGCGAUCACACCGCUGACGAUUGACGAAGAUGUUGAGGACUCGGAGAUCAAGGCGGACUCGGAGGCGGGAGGCAGGCGGUUGGCGCACGGCGAGUUGGCGGAGGACCCAAUCGAAGAUGCUUGA